This is a messenger RNA of Pararge aegeria (speckled wood butterfly), 3292 nucleotides long. It is a transcript of the gene Rilpl, whose product is annotated as RILP-like protein homolog. Gene Ontology annotation, biological process: cilium assembly. Gene Ontology annotation, molecular function: protein dimerization activity. The transcript has 8 exons. Gene Ontology annotation, cellular component: ciliary basal body; cytoplasm. NCBI's taxonomy places the organism in Eukaryota, Metazoa, Arthropoda, Insecta, Lepidoptera, Nymphalidae. The record is from RefSeq and is a predicted model, not a curated record. Bases 93 to 1214 code for a protein of 373 amino acids.
CUCUUCAGUAAUAAUGGCGCACCUGCAUAAGGUGGAUACUUUUCUGUAACAAACUUUUAUUGUGUGGUGGAGUGAAAACAAGGUGAUUUUUAAUGCCGUACCGCAGGCGAUUCUCCGCUAAAAUGCCGGACUUCGAUGACGAGGUGACCGUCGUCGAUGUUUACGAUCUGGCAUCGGACAUUGGAAAGGAAUGCGAAAUAAUUAUCGAGAAAUACGGCCCUGAGGCCGUGACUGCUCUGUUGCCGAAAGUGAUAAACGCUCUGGAACUGUUAGAAAACUUGGCCGUGCGUAAUGAGAAGGAGAAUCAAGCCUUACAUGAACUGACGGCGAAAAUAUCACAGUUGGAGAACGAUAAGAUCGAGAAGGCCGAGUACAGGCAGCGUUUCGAGAAGGAAAUAGAAGCAAUCGAGGAGCAAUGGCGGACGGAGUCAGCUGAGCUUGUCACCGCCGUAGCCAGACUCCAAGAUGAGAACAAACGCCUUCGACGAACUAUCAACUCGCCUGCGGACGGUGAGUUGUGGAAAUGUACCAGCGCUCCACCAUCACCAGCACGCGAGCACGAUCAAGAGGUUCUCUCGCGGUUAAGCAGCACGGCCGAGAAACAGAGGUCCACCCUGCGUCACCAGGAACUACAACUGCAAGAGAAACAGCAACUUAUUGACAGCUUGACGAGUCAAGUGGAGAAAUUAGCACAGGUCAGCCGCGAUCUCCGGCGGAAGCAUAAGCAACUACAAAAUCAGAUGCGCUUAGUUUGCGAGGAACGUACGGAGUUGAGCGCCAUAGUACAGUCCCAACAGAGGGAUAUCACCACGUUGCAGCAAUCUGAUGCACAUAACAAGAAGUGCACUACAUGCGGCGUGGCUAUUCUAGACGGUGGGGACGAUGAAGACCAAACAUUUAAGCCAACUUUUAGCGUCCGCGAAAUGCGUGCCAUACUUCACGAGCGCAACGAGUUGAAGUUCAAACUGAAUCGCGCCGAGGAACAGUUACAGGCGUUGCAAGCUGAGCCUUUACCGGACAGUAGCUCAGACACGUCGCCAUCUAUGAGUACAACGGCCGUGGAAGAGGACGAGGCACCAGUACAAGGGCCCUUGCCCGCGGAACCUGAUGAUGCGCCGUGGAAGCGAAACAGUGGAAUAAGGAAGUUAUGGCUAACUUUGGUGUUGAAUUGUACGUUUAAAAGAUUUACAAGAAUGAACCACUUCGACAACUAAUGUUAUAAGUUUGAAUCGUAAUAAAUAUCUGUUCCACCUCUUAUUAUAUAGGUCACUUUUCAAGUACUAUCAAUUCGUUCAUCAUUUAUAAGUACUCAGCAACGUUUCUACCUUCUACUAUUUACCAAUUAAUUUUAUUAUUUGAUGUGCUACAAAGGUGUAUUUUUUAAAAUAUGUACAACGUACACAACGGCGUUUUAAUUAAUUUGAUUUCAUAUGUGAUGUUGUAUAAUGUAACCUUUAAUAAAAAUACAAUGAUAUUUUUCACAAGCAGUUAAAGAAAAUUCUAUGUUAAUAAUAUUGUCUCUUAAAUCUCAUUGUGGCCUAAUUAAUUUAUCAGUGAAUUAUUUCUCAAUUUAGUUAGAUUAUUAUCUGUAUAACACGAAAACCGAGCCAGAUUUAUGUUGGAAAGUAUAUACAUUGUCAAUAGCCGAAUAUUUUAAAAUGUUUUUUUAAAGUGAUUUUAUUAUAAUUUUUAUUAAUCUUCGCCAGUAUACCUAAAUUAAAUAACACUAAAUUUCGAUAGGACGUUAAGACAUAGAUCGAUUUCUUAGUAAAUAAUAAAAUGAAUAAAAAUAAAGAAGUAGCAAGAAAUGAUUCAAUUAAUACCUACUAAUAAUAAUGGUUAAUAUGGACUAGAACAGUUCCGUAGAACACUAACAAUUUGUGAUAAGUAACAUUUUUGAUCGAAAGUUUACACUUUCUUUAAUAGAUUAGACCAACCUACGUUUAGACCGUUUUUAUACGUGCCUCAAUAACUAACGGUCUUUUUCAAAUAUUCAGUGUAGUGCAUAUUUUACAUGUCUCGUUAAACUUAGGUUAAUAUGUGAGCUAACUAAGCUCGAUAGCUUAAGAAAACUAUAACCAUUCCUUGAGCUUUCUUUCAUAGGAAGACCAUCGCCAUUUCUGUACAAAACAAUCAGAAAUUACUGAAUUUAAUUGUAUGUUACGUACAUUUUUAUGUUCUGGCGAUGACUUUGCUAUGGGAAAAGCGUUAAAUGUAAUCACUUAUUAUAAUGACAUAAUCAUCAGUGUCAUUUUGUUUGAAAAAUGCUAGUCAUAGUACUACUCGGUACAAUAUGUAAGAUGUUCAGUAAAUAGGGGAAUAUUAGUUUGAUCUUUUUGUGCUACUAAAUAUAAUUUAUUUUUGGCGGGCUUAUAUGCUUCAACAUUUUGUGCGGUCCUAUAAUAUGAUCUGUCUAUUUUUUACAAUAUUGACAGCAGUGAUUGCCUGUCAACAUGAAAUAAGUAUAAAACGCACUGUAUAUAUGAUAACCCCGCUGAAAAUGGUCUCUUAUUUUGGUCAAAUUAAUGUAACGCGAUUUGCGAUUUUUUUUGUAUUUCUUUAUAUCUUGUGAUAUUUUAAGUAGGUAGUAUAUUAUAUAAAAUAGACCUUAACACAUAUGCUAUUAUCUGCAAAAAUAAGUUUGAAAACACCAUUCCUGGUACUGCUAUAGUUUUUAGUGCCAAAAAAUAAGGUCAGAGUGCUCAGAAGUUUGCCAAGAAUUAUUAAAUACAACCAUUUACACUAAUAUUUAAAUAAUAAUAAAACGAAGGUUUUUGUCAAAACAGUACAUACGAGAAGCAAUAAAGUCCAAUUCAGAUCCCUGGAUAUACACUCAUAGAAUAUCGUAAAAGCUUGCAAUUAUUACUUGACAUCAUAAUAUUCCGCUAUUUAUUAUGAAUAUAUAUCACAUUUUGGGUCUUCGGGAUCACAAUAAUUAUUGAAUAUCGUUUUUCGUUAUAAUAAUUCAUUUUCCCAUUGUUCUUUAAGGCUUAUUUUCAUUGGUCAAAAGAGCUCGGCACAUUUUAAUUAAUUCGAUAAAAUGAUCUGCCAUUGUUUUCCCAAACAGCUUCAAUUGAAAUCGUACACAAAAUUGUAAGCUUGACGCCGGCGGAUGAAUAAUAUGCUGGAUAGCGAUAAGUUAACGACCAAUGAAAAUUAGUCUUCACUUGAAAAGUUUUUAUAUAACCCUGUAGAAUGUUAUAAAUAUAAGACAAUCUAUUGGUAAAUUACAUAACAUUACGAAAUUUAUAAGUUGACGGUGUCAAAAUAAUAAAAGAUAUGUUUAUAAUAA